This is a messenger RNA of Pelobates cultripes (western spadefoot toad), 2338 nucleotides long. The record is from the annotation of a GenBank genome assembly. NCBI's taxonomy places the organism in Eukaryota, Metazoa, Chordata, Amphibia, Anura, Pelobatidae.
AUGUCGGGCGUUAGUCUGACCCCGGGUUCCCCUGGCGUGGAGCGGGUGUCCCGGGCCCCUGGCUCCCCGCGGCCCCCCGUGCAGCGCCGCCUGUUCGGCUCGGUGGAUCACGAGAGCCUGUCCCGGGAGCUGGCACGGUGCCGGCAGGAGCUGGAGAGCAAGCAGCGGCUCCGCUGGAACUUCGACUUCGACAACGACCGGCCCUUGGACGGGCCCCUGGUCUGGGAGGUCGCGGGGCCUGACGUGCCCGAAUUCUACCGGCGGGGGCCACACCCAAACCCGGGCGCACACCGCAGACGGCCCCGGGAGCCGCAGCCCAGAGCGGGCACCGAGGAGGAGCCGGGCUCCCAGGGCAGAAAGAGGAGCGGAGAGCCAAUGGGUGAGCGUCCACGGCGCCCUACAGUGGGCGGAGCCUCAUCCUGGGGGCAUCCUGACACCUGCAUACCGGGGGGAGAGGGCAGCAAUGGGGCAAUCACAAUGCUGGGGGCAUCGGUGGCUCAUACCAACACUGAUCAUACUAAUAGACCCCAUGUGCUAGCCAUCAUACCCGGGCUAUUAGCCCACUGUCUGUCAGGUGCUCUCAUCAAACAGGUAGAGGGGGCUGCUGCAUGUAAACCUUGGUGAAUGGCUGCUAACAUGGCGCCCUCUCUGUGGGCUCAACUUUGGGCAACCUGAGACUCUGCAACUGUUAGUCCAUUACCCAAUAUUAGGGCGAGUUGCCUAGCUACUAAUUCUCUAUAUUCGGCUGUCUGUCCAUAGCAGGUGUCAACAUGCAAGGCUGGUGUACAGCUCACUAACGUUUCUCAGUACAGGUAGUGCAUGGUCAGUGAGGAUGGCCUCCUGCUAAUAGGGGAGAUUGGGACACUGAUUGCUAUUCUGUUGCUUGCAUUGCAUCAGAUUAUUUGUUUACCAAACCAGCAAUAAAAUAACACGUAGUUAGAAGAAACCCUAAUCUGUAACCAAAGGUUUGGGCAUUUAUUGUUGAAUCACUUUAAAGGUAAAAAAAAAUGCAAGUUUUCUAAAGAUGAAGAGCACCCAAGUUCUGACAUGGGUCUCCAAACAUUUUUUGGACAGAUCUUCAUGACUCCUAUACUUUUUUUGUUUUCUUAAAAAAACAACAAAUAUAAACAAGCCCUCAGUAGUUCAGUGGCUGCUGUCCAGUAGGAGGCUGGCUAGUAUUGGUGGCUUUAACUGAGGUUACUUCUCUGCUCAAACUAACCCACUGACCUAAGGUCCUCAAAAGUGCUUUCCCUUUUUUCUAUGCAGCUUUUUCAAAAUCUUAAAGGGACACUAUAGUCACCCAGACCACUUCAGCUCAAUGAAGUGGCCUGGAUGCCAGGUCCCCCAGGUUUUAACACUUCAGAUGUAAACAUAUGUUUACAUUGUAGAGUUAAUCCAGCCUCUAGUGGCUGUCUUCCUGACAUUCGCUAGAGGCGCUUCUGCGACGCUGGAUGCGAAAAUCACAUUCAGCGUGCAGAACGUCCACAGGAAAGCAUUAAGAAAUGCUUUCCUACGGACUGUUUGAAUGCGCACACGGCUCUUGCUGCGCAUUCCGCUCCACUCGGGAGCUGACGUCGGCGGUGGAGGAGAGGUCACCGGCGCUGGAUAAAGGUAAGAGUCCGAAAGGAUUUUAACCCCUUCAGCCCAGCGGGAGGGAGACCCUGAGGAUGGGGGGGGACCUAAGGGCACUAUAGUGUCAGGAAAACGAGUUUGUUUUUCUGACACUAUAGUGAUCCUUUAAUGAAAAAAAAAAUGUGGUCAUCUUUUUCUAAUGCUUGUGAGAGGCCAUUGAAACAGUUUAAGUGUGAAUGUCACACCCUUACUGAAAUUGGCAGUCUCUCUGAGUGAUGCUAAGCAAUAUGCAUGGCAGAUAGACAAGAACAUGUUCGUUUUAAGUACUACUGUGAAUGUGAUUUUAUGAAAAUGUUACCUUUUUGAGAAAGUCACUGUAUAAUCUGUGUGUGUGAGGGAUUUACGGAGAUGGCCUCUAUUGUGUGUUGAUUUGGGCACAUCAUAAAAUAAGUAGUAGUUUGUAUUUUGUGUUUGUUUUUGAAAGGGUAAAUCAGCAUAUUUAGUCUUCACGUACGUGUUCCUUGAGACGUGAAAUUUGCCUUACUUUUUCUUUUCAUUAAAAGAAAGGGGGUGGGGAAUCACCUGCUCUGUGUUUUGUAAUCAUUAUAUAUUUUUAUUUCAUUGCCCCAAUCCCCCUUGAUCUUUUCCAGAUUCAUCUUCUAACAAUGUGAAGAAAUCCCACAGGACAGAAGCUGGAGAUACAGAGGAAAGCAGUGCAGAGCCUUCCCCUGAGGAAACGCCCAAGAAAAACAAGCCAAGCACGUAA